Messenger RNA from Uloborus diversus, 769 nucleotides. Its product is annotated as zinc finger protein 239-like. Gene Ontology annotation, biological process: regulation of transcription by RNA polymerase II. Lineage: Eukaryota; Metazoa; Arthropoda; Arachnida; Araneae; Uloboridae. Gene Ontology annotation, cellular component: nucleus. Bases 29 to 769 code for a protein of 246 amino acids. The record is from RefSeq and is a predicted model, not a curated record. Gene Ontology annotation, molecular function: RNA polymerase II cis-regulatory region sequence-specific DNA binding; DNA-binding transcription factor activity, RNA polymerase II-specific. The transcript has a single exon.
UUCACAAGUGAAAUUUUGUACUCUAGCAAUGGCGUGUCAAGCACAGAACCGUGAAAAACAGCUUUCAUGUGAACCUGACGAAAAACGUUACUUUUGUCAAGAUUGUUCAAAGACAUUUCCUUUCCUUUCACAAUUUAAGAAGCAUUUGAGGGUUCACACUGGCGAAAAACCAUAUUCAUGCGAUCACUGCUCUAAAGCAUUCACUCAAUCUUCAAAUUUAAUAAAACAUAUGAGAGUACAUACUGGUGAAAAACCCUUUGCAUGUGAAUAUUGCCCAAAGGCGUUUUCUUUGAGUUCACACUUAGAGACACAUGUGCGGAUCCAUACCGGCGAAAAGCCAUAUUCAUGCGAAUGUUGCUCGAAGGCAUUUUCUCGCAGUUCAAGCUUAAAGACACAUUUGAGGGUCCAUACUGGUGAAAAGCCGUAUUCGUGUGACCAUUGUUUAAAGACUUUUUCAGACGCUUCAAACUUAAAGCAUCACAUGAAAGUCCACACUGGCGAAAAGCCAUAUACGUGUGACUAUUGUUCGAAGACUUUUUCUGACGCUUCAAACUUGAAGCAUCACAUGAAAGUCCACACUGGCGAAAAGCCACAUUCGUGUGACCAUUGUUCAAAGAGUUUUUAUGACGCUACAAACUUAAAGCAUCACAUGAAAGUCCACACUGGCGAAAAGCCAUAUUCAUGCGAAUGUUGCUCGAAGGCAUUUUGUCGCAGUUCAAGCUUAAAGAUUCAUUUGAGGGUUCAUACUGGUGAAAAGCCGUAUUCGUAA